Molecule: messenger RNA, 3756 nt
Organism: Varroa destructor (honeybee mite)
Lineage: Eukaryota; Metazoa; Arthropoda; Arachnida; Mesostigmata; Varroidae
Source: RefSeq, a predicted model, not a curated record
AUCAGGCACGAUAGCGCUCGUUGACAAACAAACGUUCCGCUUUUUUUUUAAACGUGAACCGCAGUGGCAUCUGUUUCGUCCACAAAGGAAGUGUAUUGAUAAAGGCGAUCUCUCUUUGAAUUGUGUUCACAUGGGUGUCUGGUUCAGCCUGAAAGCACGUGCUCUAGAUAUUCAGAAAGGGCAAAAAGAAAUCAAGAGUCUCGUACGCGUUCGUGACUUCCGAGACGAACGGUAUGAUAAUGGUGUUGGGCUUCUUGCCAAUGGAACCCAUUACGUAUGUCGAUGAAUUUUAUUUAUGACGAAAGCUUGUUCGUAUAUGUGCUGUGCGCUGUUAACACAUAAUGUGGAUAGCAUGUUAGAAGACGAUCUGCGUUCAAGGGAUACAUGCCGGCUGAGCAGAUCCGGCUGGUUUUUGCUUCGCGUUGCUUAUCGCCAAUCAGACGGAGCUGAUAAUUGCCAGCUUUCGCCUAUUCUGUUGGCUACAAACGUUUUCCAACGGGUAGGUGCGUCGCGAAUCCAAGAGAAGUCAGAGUAAAGUGCUAUUUUGUGAAUAUUUUACUCAAGUUCACUUUUAAUCAUGUGUAUCGUGCAACGGCAGCGAAAAGUCCUAGGCGGUGAAUUGUGCCAUUGGCUGUAAGCAUGCGCACCUGUGUGUUUGCGAACGAUAACAGAAUCGACACGAUUGGCCAUCUUCGAAUAGUUUACACGAGUAGGGGCCGAAUUUAUGCUGAAGAAGCAAAAUUGCUCAGCUGAAAACACCGUGUGCACAUAUAAGUAUCAUCAAGUGCACUGUCAAUAGACAUAUGAACUUGGUGGAAUAAAGACCAAUUCUCUAAAUGAAAUCGCCGUCACGACAGUCAGCGAAGUCUUCGAUACCAGCGGCCAUGCGAGCAUUGUCAGCCCGCCACAGAGCGGCGCUCCUGUACUCGCUGGUUACGUUGGUAUCACUUCAUUUUGUUGGUGGGGUCGCAGCGAGUCGCUCUCCCCAGGAGGAAAUCAGUGAAGAGAAUACGCUACCUGGCCAAGAUGACAGUCGCCUCUCCUGGGGCGCGACGAGCGGAAUUACAUCGGCGGGCGAGCCCGUAUUGCUCCGGCCAUACGCCAUAUCUCUACUCACUAGACCUUCCACGCUGACGGCCUCUAGAGGAAUACCUUUCGUCCAGAGGAUGGUCAGGUCCGAGUACGCAAGUCAUCCAUUCAGCUUUCUUAAGCGUGGAGUAAUGAUGGGUGUUGACUUGCCGGACUUCAUUAUGAAUCAGCAGAACGGCAAUCGCAUCCAGGCUUUCCGAAACCGCCUCAUCCAGAGUGGACGUCGAUAGGUGUUUCGGUCUAUUUCACCAUCUUGAGAAACCUAAAAAUACGUAUCUUCUCAAGAUGAUAUCUACCUGCAUUGCAACUCUCGUGUCUUGAGCACGCCCGUGCGCAUCUCAGAAAAACAGUUAAUAAUCGCACCAAAAAAUUGUCCGAUCUUCUCACAUUAUGCUCUACUUGUUGAAAGCUCUGCUGAACAUUUACUGAUCCCCUGAUAAAGAUAUAUAUGGCGGUAUAUUUCGGCGAAGGGUCAACCUGGCAGUUUACCGGUUAGAUGCGAAUCAUAAAGAUGAGGUCGAUUAAUCAUAAAUAUGAUUCGUUUGUUUGCCGCUUUUUAGACCGCCUGUACGAGUUCGUGCGUCCAAUACUUCUUUUGUUUUGCAGAAGAUCUCUGGGUCUACGGAUCCACAAGUACUUAUAAGCUGGAAAAUAAUGAAGACAUAAGUGAUAUAAAAAUGAUGCUAAACAGCCAAUUAUAGACAGAAUAUCGGAUCUAAUCUAAUAAUUACAGAUAUUACAAUAUACAAACAGCUGAUACAUUAUUAAACGUCAGUGUUUGAUUGAAAGAGAUCAGGGGUCGCUGCUCUAAGUCCCGCCAGCUACAUAACCUGCGUGAAUAAAGAAAGUUAUAACUUCAAACUAAUAUAUAAUUUAUGCAGCACUUAAUCUGCUGAUGUAAGGUAGGCCGACUUUUUUCUCCACGAAACUGAACGAAGUCAUCAAGGAUCGGAGGCUGAAUGUAGUACGAUUAAGCCAUGUAGAAAUGCUGAUAACAACCUCUACCAUUGGCUCUAUGAGAUAAAACCGGAUAGAAAGUAUUUCCCUUAAAUCGUUGCUGUUACUAUUAUUAUAAUCACUAUGGUUACUCAGAAAGAUAGGAACUCCGUCACCACAACGACAGCUAUCUGUGAGUAUAACGACGUGUGACCAAGUACUAUAUUUGUACCAAACGGACGGCAAACUGUGUCCUCUGGAUGGGCUGUUGCAUACUGUAGUGUAUGUUUUUGGACACGCAUCCUGCCGUAUUAACGCACAUGGUCUCGGUAUGUUGACAUUAUCGUGUUGACAACAAAACGACCAACAAUACAGAGUCGGAACGCAUGGUCCUCUUGUUAUCGACGAUGUAUCUUAGAUUCAAAUUUCGGAUCUCCAUCAACCACUUAUAUACAUAAUGUAAAAUUGCCUCGGCGGCAAUUCCAAUGCCACAUCAUAGCGGCAACCCUGUUAAUUUCACAGCAUGACUCGCACUACCACUGCCAAUAGGCAGCCAUAGGGCAGUAACAGAAAUCAAGUUACAGUUCUUUUACCACACGCAUAGUGGAAAGCUGACAGGGAACAUAGAGAAUGUGGGGUUUCGCUGUCUCAUGUUGCUCAGUCGAGUUGGCUACUACGAGAAUUACUUGCAACUGGCAGUGGUUGUAAGAUUUCCACUCAUGUGACCCCUCAUAUUUAUUGAAAGCUAAAAGCAAAAAAAAAAAACAACAUUUUAUGGCAAUAAACAACACUCGAGAAGAAGUAACCUCACUAGCAGAAGACCUCAUAAAUUUAUCGCACGCAAACAUGGAAAGGCAGAGAAAGGAAGCGUUUUACGCCUAAAUCGUCCCUCGAAUGAUUAACUAAGUAUCGUAAAUGAGAAUAAUAAUAAUAAUAAUAAUAGGAUAUUUUCGUGAGUAAGGAGAAAGCGCUAAAAUUUCAAAACGAGAUAACUGCAAUAACUAUUUCCGCUGUUUUUAUUGUACCUACAGAAACGAAGAUCGGAACUUGCCUACUAUGCUUCCGACUAUUGGUCAAUACUGACCUAACAUGUCGAUGCCAUCAUCUUUAAACACAUUUUGUAGUACGUGAACCAUGAAAAUACAAUUCAACAAGGUGCAUGCAGCAUCACGAGAACAAAGUCAGGAAUAGGCUUAUGGAGAUAUCGAAACAAUGGGCAACAGACAGUCACAAUUCCUAUUCAGUCACUCCUAAAGAAAUCGAUUUUUAAUAUCAUAAGUACUAUGUGACAAGUGAUGAAACAUAUAAGACUCAUGGAAUGGAGGAAUGGCGUUCGUAGGGCUAUAUCACUUAACGACGAUCAAUUGUAAUUAUUAGAUAUUGUGUUAUUAAUUAGUAAUACGAUGCUGAACGGUAGGGAACUAUUAGGCAGGAUCGAUUAAAUGCGACCUUCGCAUACGUAUUACGGGUAACUUAAUAAUUAUUUACGUCGUAGGAGUGAUGGCCCGACGUUGAUCUUGACGCGUUAUCUUUGAAGCGCUCCUCUCUCGAUAGUGGCUGUUAUCGUCGUCGUAUCGAAUAAACAAAGAACGAUAAACACUAUGACGCUGGUAUUGAUGGCAACAAUGAUAGUGAAUCUUAAUAAAUCGUGCUUCUGGAAAAGUGUCAAGGUGCCAUUUUUAUAAUUAGACCCUAAAAAGUAUACUAUUUAGUUUUCAUUAUAAUUGGCAA